GUUUGACAACGACCACACCCUGUAACGAUGUCAUGAUCUUUAGCGAUUGCUUUGCGUAGUAUAGCAUCUAGAAACCACCAUGGACGACCUCAAUGGCCUCGACUGGUCGCAGCCCGCCAAAAAGCCGGCGACGAGCCCCGCGGUGUUUCCUCCCUUUCGCCAGAGCCCCACGCCGCAGCUCUCUGGCCGCUCCACGCCUCUCUCAGGGCUCUCCAUACAACAGUCGGGGGGGCCUCAGCAGCCGAAACCUUUCAAAGCGCCCUCGAAGCCCGCGACCCCCGCCAAUGACAGCUUCGCCAGCUUAGUGUCCAGCAAGACGUCGAAGGCCGCAGGAAGUGGCCUCUCGCUACAGGAGCGCCAGAAGCAGCUUCAGGAGGAGAAGCAGCGGCAGGAAGCAGAGCGGAGGAAGCAAUACGACGCAAGCUUCGGUGGUGCGGACUCGCAGUUCUGGAACAAUGCAGGGAGCGGCAAGAGCACGCCUGAGCCCUCCAGUCUAGGCGCACUUCCACCACCCGGCUCAAACAACCCCUUUAGCAAGCAAACGCUGUCGCAGACUAUCAACAAGCCAUUUGCCGGCCUCGACACGACCGCCAAGCGUCCCGUACAGUCCCCUCCGGUCGAUGACCUUCUUGCGGCGUUCAACUCAGCUGUCCCAGUAGACAGGUCGAGCCACUUCCCCCCACCUUCAAAUGGCAGCGGCCGAAGCACUCCGGCUGUCAGUGCGGCCGCCUCGAGAGGCCACACGCCUCUGCCGCAAUCCUCCAAUGUCAACCUUUUUGUAGACGACGACGACAUGUUCGGUCUACAGCAGAUGGCACAAAAGUCGACGUCGCCUGCCCCACCGCCGCCUACCAAUAACGAUGAUGAUGAUAUACUCGGGCUGCUGGGGAAACCUGUCGAGGAGUUCAAGAAGGAGGAGCCGAAGCCUACGAUAAACAGCUCGCGGGAGGAGACAGUCCGCGAGAGGUCCUCAAGCCCAAUGAACGCGCACGAUAGGGCUGUUGCUGAGCUUGUGGAUAUGGGCUUCUCAGCAGACCAAUCUGCCAUCGCACUUGCGACUACGGACUCUGGGCUGGACGUACAAGCAGCUGUUGGGUGGAUAUUGAACCAGGCGCACGCCAAGACCAAGCAAAGAUCACAGGAACCCAGCCAGGAGAGAUCGCGGCGAAGACCUGAGGAGUUGGAUGAGCACCCGAGACGAGGCAAUAGCAGGCCCAGCGCGAGGGAGGGACGGGGCAGCGAGCCCGUGCCAGCUUGGAUGCGGGACGAAGAUGCCCGGAGUCGUUCAGGGCAGCGCCGACAAGACGGCCAAAGGCAAGAGAAGGAUGUCACACAGGUAGCCUCGGAAAUUGGCAGCACUCUGUUCAAAUCUGCGAACUCGCUCUGGAAGCAAGGCCGCAAACAAGUACAGAAAGCCGUGGCCGACUUCCAGCAAGAUGGCGGUGAUCCUAGCGUUCCGAAAUGGAUGCGCGACGCGCAGGCGGCGGAAGCGGCGCCGAGAUCUAGCAGGCCACAGCGAGGUGAUGUCGGAGGAACCGACGAAGCCAUGAUGCUGGAAGCUGGAGGACGCCCUACGAAACCGCCUCGGCAGACUGAACAGCGGCAGCGACAAGAUGAUCUGCCUGUGCGACCGAGAAGGGAACAAGAGAUGUCUCGCCAUGGCAUUCCGGAUAGGAUGUCAUCGCAGUCUCCAGCUCAACGUCAGCCUACACCCAGCUACGAUAAGAAACCUGCAGCGCGUUUGACCAGGCAAGACGUAGAAGAACAGACUUCUCAAGCAUAUAUCAGCCCAGCACGCCGGAAGAAGGCAACACCACAGCCCCAGCCUGAAGUUGAUCUGUUUUCGCCAGAACCCACGCCGGCAGCACCCAAGUCACGACAGCAAGCACAGACCCAGUCGAACAAUCCGUUCCUUCAGGCUACCUCGACGCCCAAGACGCGUACUCCCGCUCGCACUCCGUCCCCACCCAGGCCAAAGGCACCGCCUCGACGAAUCCCUCCUAUCUCUUCAUCAGCGCUCAGCACAUCUGCUCGGGACCGCCAAAAGGGAUCAGAAUCCUUCAAGCGCGGCGACUACUCCGCCGCUCAUAUCGCAUACACGUCUGCGCUGAGUCCUCUUCCUGAUACCCACCCAGUCACAAUCAUUGUCCUUUGUAAUCGGGCUGUAACUAACAUCAAGGUUGGCGACCCGAAAGCUGCGAUCGUUGAUGCCGAUGCCGCACUCGCUAUCAUUGGUGUAUCGAAGGGUGAGGGCGAGAAGAUUGCGUCGGGUGGUGCUGAGGGCGAGAAGGAUAUGAAAGAAUUCUAUGGCAAAGCACUUAUGCGCAAAGCGGAAGCGCUCGAGAAUAUGGAAAAGUGGGCAGAUGCGCACAAGGUUUGGAAGAUGGCUGUACAGGAUGGGGUGGGUGGUGCGGUCAGCAUAUCAGGACGCAAUAGGUGUGAGAAGGCUGCUGCAGGCGGCAAUAACGAUUCCACGCCAGCACCUGUCAAGCGCGCACCCGUCCGAAAGCCAGCACCCAAGCCAUCUGCAAUGUCAGAUCUUGGUGGAGGUGCUCCUGAUUCGGAGGCCGUCAAGAGAUUGAAGCUCGCGAAUGCUGCAGCCGAAAAGGCUGACGACGAGAAGUUUGCUCUUGCCGACCAGGUCGAUGCAAAGCUCAUCGCGUGGAAAGGCGGGAAAACAGACAACUUACGAGCUUUGCUUGGGUCGUUGGACAACGUGCUGUGGCCUGAGGCUGGGUGGAAAAAGGUCGGCAUGGGCGAUCUCGUGAUGGCGAACAAGGUCAAGAUCAACUACAUGAAGGCGAUCGCCAAGGUGCACCCUGACAAGAUUCCCCAAUCGGCUACCACAGAACAGAGGAUGAUUAGCGCAUCAGUCUUCGCAACCUUGAACGAAGCUUGGGACAAGUUCAAGGCUGAUAACAACCUAUAGAACUGGAUGCUUUGAAGCAUAUUCGAGUUCGAUACUGCAUGGUAUAUGAGAUCCAUGCAAUCUGAUCCCUCGACCGCUGAACAUAUAAGACUUAUGAUACCUACUACAAUCUAUCUGUUCUUGCCUUUCAUUGGAGUGUUGGCACGUGAUGCGGCUCAUGUCCGGUUGCAUGGAUGGUGCCUUGCAGCUUACCCCGGAUUUGACGAACGCUUGGCAUUACCAACCCUCCAACUUUUCAUCAGUACAGUCAUCUCGGGCCUAUCCAUUGACUGUCCAUAUUCGCUACUUUCAUCAAAGACGAUAUUGUUGAACUUCUCACACUACCUAUCCUGUAUAUAUACAAGCUCUUGCCAGCACUGGAAGAGAAGGAUCAUUGGGACGAUUAUUUCUCCCAGC
This is a messenger RNA of Boeremia exigua, 3325 nucleotides long. RefSeq lists its product as uncharacterized. Gene Ontology annotation, biological process: clathrin-dependent endocytosis; clathrin coat disassembly. NCBI's taxonomy places the organism in Eukaryota, Fungi, Ascomycota, Dothideomycetes, Pleosporales, Didymellaceae. Gene Ontology annotation, cellular component: vesicle; cytoplasm; intracellular membrane-bounded organelle. Bases 80 to 2929 code for a protein of 949 amino acids. The record is from RefSeq and is a predicted model, not a curated record. Gene Ontology annotation, molecular function: clathrin binding. The transcript has 2 exons.